Molecule: messenger RNA, 958 nt
Organism: Tinamus guttatus (white-throated tinamou)
Lineage: Eukaryota; Metazoa; Chordata; Aves; Tinamiformes; Tinamidae
Source: RefSeq, a predicted model, not a curated record
CAUGCCCGUGUCAAGGAUGCGCAUGAGGCCCUGGCUGGAAAUGCAGAUUAACUCCAAUCAAAUCCCUGGGCUGAUAUGGAUCAACAAGGACAAGAGGAUGUUCCAGAUCCCGUGGAAACAUGCAGCCAAGCACGGCUGGGACAUGGAGAAGGACGCCUGCCUAUUCCGGAGCUGGGCCAUCCACACAGGAAGAUACAAGAUUGGGGAGAAGGACCCCGACCCCAAGACGUGGAAGGCCAAUUUCCGCUGCGCCAUGAACUCCUUGCCCGACAUCGAGGAGGUGAAGGACAAGAGCAUCAACAAGGGCUCCAGCGCAGUCAGGGUGUACCGAAUGCUGCCGCCCCUCACCAAGGACCAGAAGAAAGAGAGGAAGUCAAAGUCAUCAAGAGAAGCGAGAAACAGGAGCAAGAGAAAGUCGUAUGAAGACCUGAAGACGGAGGAGUCGGUGGAAAGACUAACGAACACCGCUCUGCCGGACGACCACAGCGCUUACACUGUGCAUGGCUACACGGGCCAGGAGGUGGAGGAGAGCACCUCCAUCACCCUAGACCUCUCGCCCUGCGAGGUGAACUGCUCGCUCACUGAGUGGAGGACGCCCAUGGAAAUUGCCAUGGCCGACAGCACCAACGACCUCUACCAGCUCCAGGUGUCCCCCCUGGCUUCGUCCUCAGAAGCAGUCACGGACGAAGAUGAAGAAGAAAUGAAGUCGGAGAUUUUCAAGCUGCUGGAGCCGGCGCCGGAGUGGCACGCGACCAGCGUCGGGGGCAAAGGCUACCUCACCAACGAGCCCGGCUCACAGAGCGGCCCCGGCACCUUCGUCUACAAGGAGCAGGAUGCCGAGAUCGACACCACGUCAGGAGAGCUCGAGUUCCGAUUCUUCGAGCAGAAGAGCAGCCUGGACUUCUCCUGGCUGGAGACGGUGCGGCCCCCGCUGCAGGCCAUCUCCUGUGGCUUGUAG